Penicillium waksmanii is the source of this 1656-nucleotide messenger RNA. Its product is annotated as NRPS-like enzyme. The record is from RefSeq and is a predicted model, not a curated record. Bases 1 to 1656 code for a protein of 551 amino acids. NCBI's taxonomy places the organism in Eukaryota, Fungi, Ascomycota, Eurotiomycetes, Eurotiales, Aspergillaceae. The transcript is spliced from 3 exons.
AUGACUGUCGACGGCUUCAAUCCUUGUAGAGAACUUCCGCCGACCAUCGUGGAUUAUCAUGCCGUCCUCCAUCCAGAUAGAAUAUGCGCUAAGUUCCCAAAGUCUGUGAAUACCUAUAGCGAGGGCUAUAAAAGUGUCUCAUACAGCGAGCUAGCCAAUGCUGUAAAUGGAGCUGCCCUAUUCUUGAUCGAUUCAAUCGGUCAAGGGGAAGGUACAGAGAAGCUGCCAUACAUAGGCCCGAACGAUAUUCGGUACACGAUACUCGCCAUCGGCGCUUUAAAGGCUGGCUAUUGUAUGUUUUUUGCAUCGGCGCGCAAUAGUGUCGCUGCGCACACCAGCCUCUUAGAGACAAUGCGAUGCAAGGUCCUACUAGCACCCAUUCCCAGACCUCAAAUUAUUUACGACAUCGCGCAGGCUGCUUCAUUGCCUGUUCUUGAAGUUCCUGAUGUUGCUGAGCUUCUGGGGACCCAGUAUAAGCACGUUCCUUUCUCGAAAACUCUCGCGGAAAACGGCUCCGAUACUUUCGCCGUUGUUCACACUUCCGGCUCAACGGGGAUCCCCAAGCCAGUUGAGUUUACCUUUGCUGCUGGAGCAGCGUUCAUGGAGAUGACUCAACUGCAUACGCCAGAGGGGUCUGACAGUUUAUACCGGAUGAUACAAGAAAAUCGUAUAUUCGUGACUGUUCCCCCUUUUCACGCAGCCUAUCUCUUCCAUGUUAUAUUCCCUGUAAUUCCAUUCGGCGGUGUUCUGGUUUACCCCACUGCAUCCUCGAUCGCUUCGGCUAACGGGAUGGUCGAUGGCAUGAAACACACUCAAGUCGACGGGGUCUUCACAACACCGUCAGUGAUUGAAGAGCUAACCGAAAACUCUCAGCUAUUAGAAUUCUGCGAAAAGAACCUGGAAUUCAUCUUUUUCGGAGGCGGAGAUCCCCCUCAAGAUAUUGGAGAUAAAGUGGCCGCAAAGGUCAAAUUGGUCGAUCAAUUCGGCGCAACAGAGAUCGGUCUACUCCUUGUGCUCUUUUCCAAAGCUGGCCGCAAUCUUGGAGAUUGGAAAUACAUGGAAUUCCACCCUGAUAUGGGAAUUGAAUUCCGUCACAUAGAAGGAAAUCAGCAUGAACUUGUUAUUGUGCGUCAUCCAGAAUGCGAAAAGCACCAACCAACAUUUGCCUUCUUCCCCGAGUUGCAGGAGUAUGGCAGUCAAGAUUUGUUCGUGCAGCACCCAGAUCCCAACAAGAAGCACAUGUGGAAGUGGCAGGCGCGCAAAGAUGAUAUAAUUUCCUUUUCAACGGGCGAGAAGACCAAUCCUAUCUCUAUGGAGCAGUAUGUUCAGUCGCAAAAUCCACAAAUCACAGGCGUUCUUGUCGUGGGUGCGCAACGAUCGAAGGCGGCUCUGCUUGUUGAAGUGAAGAGCGAUGGAAUUGCAUUUUCGCCUGCUGAACAAAGUGCACUCAUUGAGAAAUUCUGGCCCUCUGUUGAAGAGGCUAAUAGGGAGUGCCCGGUGCAGGCUCGCAUUGUCAAGUCUCAUAUCUUACUCACGAGUCCCAAUAAACCAAUGCCUCGCGCUGGCAAAGGAACUAUACAACGAGCUGGAACAUUGCAGGCAUAUGAGAAGGAGAUUAACAGUCUUUAUUCUGAGGCCGAUGCCCUCACUACCUAA